AUCAAGAUAUUUUUCCUUUGGGUCAUACCUUGCUUCAUGGAACUCUCAGGCUGUAAGAUCCACAUUCAUUGAAUAUUUCAAAGAUCGGGGUCAUGUGUUUGUGCCAUCAUCCAGUGUCAUCCCUCAAAAGGGUGAUGGAACAUAUUUCACUAAUGCUGGAAUGAACCAGUUCAAGCCUCUGAUUCUUGGAGAAUUAGAUCCAAGAAGUAAAUUUCAAAACCUUGUCCGUGCGGCGAACAGCCAGAAAUGUAUCAGAGUUGGGGGGAAACAUAAUGACCUUGAUGAUGUGGGAUAUGACUUUACCCAUCAUACCUUUUUUGAGAUGUUGGGUAAUUGGUCAUUUGGUGAUUAUUUCAAGGCGGACGCAUGUCAGAUGGCCUAUGAGCUACUGACCAAGCAUUAUGGAAUUCCUGCUGAUAGAUUAUACUUCACAUAUUUUGCUGGUGAUGAACAAAUGAACUUACAACGUGAUGAUGAAUGCAAGAAUGUGUGGCUUUCUUUAGGAAUACCUGGCUGUCGAGUUUUGCCAUUUGGAGUGAAGGAUAAUUUCUGGGAGAUGGGGUUGAUGGGGCCCUGCGGGCCUUGUACAGAAAUCCACUUUGAUCAGCUCGGCAACAGAGAUGCAAGCUCAGAGGUCAACACUGGAUCACCCAAUGUUGUAGAAGUAUGGAAUUUGGUCUUUAUGCAGUAUAACAGACAGAAGGACCAGUCAUUGCAACAGCUGAGAACCUUCCAUGUUGAUACAGGCAUGGGGUUGGAGAGAAUGACUGCUAUCCUCAGUGGCACUGCUGACAACUACAGUACUGAUCUCUUCCUGCCGCUGUUUGAAAUCAUCCAGAGGUUUUCUGGUUGCCCUAAGUAUGAGAGCAACACAGAGAUGAUAAAUACUAGUUACAGAAUUCUGGCAGAUCACACUAGGAUGUUUACAGUGGCUAUGAGUGAUGGUUUGAUGCCAAGUUAUAACAAUUUAGGGCACAAGCUACGAACAGUCAUGUAUCGCUGUCUGCAUCUGUGUCGAAAUAUGUUUCAUUUGGAGCCUGAAGUUCUGUUGCCACCGCUGAUCUCUGCAGUAUGCCAGUCACUAGGCAGCACUUACCCAGAAUUACUUGACAGUGAAAAACGGGUUGUUGAUGUAGCUAAGGCUGUCAUUGAAUACCAUGAUCGGCAGAAAGAUCAAGCAAACAAAGUUUUUAACAAGAUGUUAUCCAGAAGUUCACAUGGAGGUCAGUUGUCUGUGGAAACCAUAUUAGCCCUGGAGAAAGGAACAUAUGGCAUCCCAAUGUCACUGGAGCUGAUAUCUGAACUAGCCACAGCACAUGGUUUAACAUUAGAUAUGGGAGGCUAUGAGAACUUACUUCAGGAUAGAAAGGUGAACACUGCCUCAGAUCCAGUUGUUGCCUCCAAAGAUCUGGCCAGCAGUCUUGUCACUGAUUUGAUCUACCACCAAGUUCCUCAGACUGAUGACAGUUUCAAGUACCACUACACAUCUGUGGGUGAGAGGCAAUAUGAUUUCACCACAAUGAGCAAAGUAGCAUCACCCAGCUGCAUUCAAGGCAUCAGCAGCAAUGGAGAAGUGAUCUUCAAACUUGAGGAGGGGGACCAAGGUGAGGUCAUUCUUGAUCGAACUUGUUUCUAUGCCGAGUCAGGUGGACAGGAAGGGGAUACAGGCAAGCUAGUAUCUGAGACAGGAGAAUUUGAUGUCCUUGAUGUUCAGUGCUGCAGAGGCUAUGUUGUUCAUUAUGGUCAUGUGACCAAGGGCUGCAUGAAGAUUGGUCAGAAUGUUGACCUGACGAUUUCACAGGCAAACAGAGAGGGUUGUAUGCGGAACCACACAGCCACUCACCUGGUUAACUCGGUUCUGGCAGAAAUGAUACCUUCCACCCAGCAGCAGGGGUCAUCUGUGAGCCCGUACAAACUGACCUUAGACUUCCAUGUCCUGACGUCAGUUGAUACAACCCUCAUUAACAAAAUAGAAAGAGACCUAAGGCACACAAUCAAGAGAGAACUCCCAGUGACUAGAAAUGUGAUGCCUCUCAACCUUGCUUUAAACUUACCUAAACUGAAGAUGUUGCAGAAUGAGGAAUAUCCAAGUGAGGUGUCUGUGAUAACAAUUGGAUCACAGGAUGAGGAAGUCAUCAGUAGAGAGCUGUGUGGGGGAACGCAUGUGAUAAAUACAUUUGAUUUGGAAGAUUUCUGCUUGACUGGCCUCACCACCAGAUCCCAGAAUGUGAAACGGCUGACUGGAGUCACUGGAUACGAGGCACAGCAGGCACAUAGUCAAGGAAGUCUUGUUCAGUCAAUGUGUUCCCUGCUGCAGAAUUUGAUAGACAGGACAGAUGUGCCAGACACAGAUUUAGAGAAAAUCAAAGUUAAUCUUCAGAAGACUGUCAGACUUGUUGACUCCAGAAUAGAGAGGCACCACAAUAGUCUGACCUGUAACAGUGAGAAUAAAGCAAGACUGAGACAUUUGAUUGAGGAGAACACAAAGGCCAAAAAUUUACUUCAAGCAUUGGAUGACACCAUUGAUGACCUCAUACAGGCAUCCAUUGACAAAGAGGACAUUAUGAAACAGCUUGUGCGCUUCAUUCACAAGGCAAAGCAACUGGAGCUGAUACCAAAAGCUGUGAGGGAUAAUGCUCAUGUUUGUUUAGAGAACUUGGAGUACAAAGUGGCAGAAGCAGCAAAUAAGAGGGCCAUUGGAUUGUUGCAGGAGAUGUUACAGAAAGAAGUAGAUUCCUCCGCAGCCACAGCUCCAUUAAUUUUACAAGUAGAUCAUGUGGAUAUUAGUCCUAGACAGAUGGUCAAAGCUGUUUCACAGAAGGCCUGGAGCAAGGCAGUGGUUCUUGUACACAAAUCUAGCAGUAUUGUUAAUGUGGUGGUCAGCCUUCCAUUAUCUGUGGUCAAGCAGCAGACAGAGGGAGAGCUAGACAAGAUUUUGGAAUCAUUGCAAUGUUUCGGAACCACCAGGGGCAAAUUGUCUUUAGAGAAGAAUGGUGUUGCCGUGUAUACAGUCAGCAUUCAGCAGACAGAGACUGACAGUCUUAGUGUCAUACACAGACUGCAUGAUCAGGGGCUGUUUGGCAGAUAA
Molecule: messenger RNA, 3088 nt
Organism: Candidula unifasciata
Lineage: Eukaryota; Metazoa; Mollusca; Gastropoda; Stylommatophora; Geomitridae
Source: the annotation of a GenBank genome assembly